Messenger RNA from Vicugna pacos (alpaca), 1630 nucleotides. RefSeq names its product sorting nexin 15 (gene SNX15). The record is from RefSeq and is a predicted model, not a curated record. Lineage: Eukaryota; Metazoa; Chordata; Mammalia; Artiodactyla; Camelidae. Gene Ontology annotation, molecular function: phosphatidylinositol binding.
CUGGGCCCGAGGAGGAAGGGCCCAGGCCCGGGAGAGAAGGUGGCUGGCGGAGACUGACCUGGAGGGGCGGGGGCGGCGUGGAGGAGGCGGAGGCCAGAGGUCAGCUCCGCUCCAGCUCCUUUGCCAUGUCUCGUCAGGCGAAGGACGACUUUCUGCGGCACUACACAGUCUCCGACCCUCGAACCCACCCGAAGGGCUACACCGAGUACAAAGUGACCGCGCAGUUCAUCUCAAAGAGGGACCCGGAGGAUGUCAAAGAGGUGGUGGUCUGGAAGCGCUACAGCGACUUCCGGAAGCUGCACGGAGACCUGGCCUACACCCACCGCAACCUCUUCCGCCGCCUGGAGGAGUUUCCUGCCUUCCCCCGCGCCCAGGUGUUUGGCCGGUUUGAAGCCUCAGUGAUCGAGGAGCGGCGGAAGGGGGCUGAGGACCUGCUUCGCUUCACUGUGCACAUCCCCGCGCUCAACAACAGCCCGCAACUCAAGGAGUUCUUCCGGGGUGGGGAGGUGACACGGCCCUCUGAGGCAUCCAGGGACAUGCACAUCCUGCCACCUCCUCUGAUCCCCACGCCACCCCCUGACGAGCCUCGGCUGCAGCCUCGUGAGCCCUGGUUGCCCCAGCCACUCCCAGUGGAGAGGAGGGGCCUCGAGGAGUUGGAGGUGCCAGUGGAUCCUCCACCAUCCAGCCCUGCCCAGGAGGCCCUGGAUCUCCUCUUUAACUGUGGGGGCACCGAGGAGGCGUCCAGUUCCCCCUCCCGAGGCCCUCUCACCGAGGCUGAGCUUGCCCUCUUCGACCCCUUCUCCAAGGAAGAAGGUGCAGGCCCCAGUCCUACUCACAUAGGUGAGCUGACAGCAUUGGAGGCAGAAUCUGAAAGGCCGGACCAGAAACCCUGGGAGCCAGGAGGGCAGGAGGAGGAAGAGGAUGAAGACGGAGGACCUACCCCUGCCUAUCUAAGCCAUGCCACAGAGCUCAUCACCCAGGCCCUACAGGACGAGAAGGCAGGCGCCUACCCUGCAGCUCUGCAGGGCUACCGGGACGGCGUGCACAUCCUGCUUCAGGGAGUGCCUGGUGACCCUUCACCUGCCCGCCGGGAGGGAGUGAAGAAGAAGGCAGCCGAGUAUCUGAAGCGGGCAGAGGAAAUCCUGCACCUGCAUCUGUCCCAGCGCCCAUCCUGAGAGAGGAGUGGACCCUUUCCCAGGACUUGAGCUCCAGCACUGCCAGCCACCCUCUUCUCCUUUCCCUGGUGCCUGGCCUGAUCUCCUGGUCUUGUAACUCUACAGGCCACUUCUAUAUAGAACUGGACCAAGAAUGAGAAAAAUAAUGAAUUCUAAGCUCCCUGAGCACACCUGCCACCUUGGAAUCAGGGACUCACACUUCUGAUCCUGCCUGUCUCUAUCUUGAUAUGUAAGCAGCAGCUCUGGUCCCUAAACUAUUAGUUUAUCGUUCUAGAACCAGGGUCUGCAAACUAUGGCCUGCAGCCAAAUAUGGCAGACUGCCUUUUUUUGUAAGGCCCAUGAGCUAGAAUAGUUUUUACAUUUUUUAAUAGUUGAAGAAAAUCAAAAGAAUAAUAUCUGUGACAGGUGAAAAUUAUAUGAAAAUUAAGUAUCUAAAAAUAAAAAAUUUUUUGGAA